UCGAUUAUCAUAUCGAGAUGUAAUGCAUCUCCUCUCCAUAUCGGGAAGAAACGAUGAGGAUUUCCAUGCAGGAUUCGCACCAUCUGAUUUUGAAAGAAACCAUGCUGGAUUUAAAGUUUCUUUAUCUUUUGGAUUUGGAGUACUUGAUGUACAAAGAUUUGUUACAAAAGCAAAGACCUGGAAGAAUGUUGAAGAACGUGUGAUUUGUUCACUCGAGCAUGUUAACGGGAAUAUGCUUGAAUUUCGUGUCCCACAAGACUGUUCGAUAACAUAUUUGGAACACGUAAUGACUGCUGUUAAUGUAGACUCGCUGACUGCUGGAAAAUGGGAAAUAUCCAUCGUAAAUUCAUACAACACGUCAUCAAUCUUGUUACCAGGAAGAAUUCUUGACAAGAGCACACAUCUAACAGUUGAAGUUAUGUCAGUCAAGUUUUGGGGAGAAAACCCACUUGGAACAAUAUGGCGCUUCAAGUAUAACGAUCAAUGCGAUGACAGAACUCCCAGAUGUCCAGAAUAUGUUGCCAGGUUUCAAUGCAAUUCACCAGGCACUGAGCAGUUUAUGAAUUAUAACUGCAAAGCCUCCUGUGGAUAUUGUGGAACUCUAUCUGGAAAUAUCACUAUUUAUGGUUUGGCAAAACGUCCAUCGUCCAUACCUUUGUCGCCAACAUCAAAUCUACCCUCUGGGUAUUUAAACAUACUGGGAUAAAA
This is a messenger RNA of Saccostrea cuccullata (small rock oyster), 708 nucleotides long. Its product is annotated as endoprotease aex-5-like. Lineage: Eukaryota; Metazoa; Mollusca; Bivalvia; Ostreida; Ostreidae. Gene Ontology annotation, biological process: protein processing. The transcript has 5 exons. The coding region runs from base 23 to 706 and encodes 227 amino acids. The record is from RefSeq and is a predicted model, not a curated record. Gene Ontology annotation, molecular function: serine-type endopeptidase activity. Gene Ontology annotation, cellular component: trans-Golgi network; Golgi membrane.